Enhydra lutris kenyoni (northern sea otter) is the source of this 322-nucleotide messenger RNA. RefSeq names its product cytochrome c oxidase subunit 8A, mitochondrial-like. NCBI's taxonomy places the organism in Eukaryota, Metazoa, Chordata, Mammalia, Carnivora, Mustelidae. Gene Ontology annotation, biological process: mitochondrial electron transport, cytochrome c to oxygen. The record is from RefSeq and is a predicted model, not a curated record. The transcript has a single exon. The coding region runs from base 47 to 289 and encodes 80 amino acids.
ACCUUGGGCUACUGCGGGCUGCGGUCCAUAGUCAUUCCGUGCAGCUAUGUCUUUGCCCGCGGUGCAGCUGCUGAGGGGCCUGACGGGUCUCACCCGGAGGCUCCCGGUGCAGCAUGCCCAGAUGCACUCCAAGCCGCCGCGGGAGGAGCUCGGGACCAUGGAUGUCGCUGUUGGGCUCACCGCUACUUCCUGUGUUGCCUCCUGCCAUGGGGUUGGGUCCUGUCGCAUCUGGAGAGCUACAAGAAGCGGGAGUGAAGGGGGCUGUCCUGUCCCUCACCCUGUGACCUGACCACCCCGGCCUCUCCUGAUCAUGUCUGCUGCA